AGUGCCUGUAUGGUGUAUCCUCUCUGAAUAACACUAUGGCCGGGCGACAGUUGUCUUGUCCAGUUUGUGCUUUGCUCGUGUUUGGAUAUAUGACUUACUCGGCUCCUGUGAACGAGACAUGGUCGUCUAAUGCUACUACCACAGAAGCAUACACUACAGGUGACGGUUAUGAUGUCGAUAUGAAAUUCGGUGUCAUUCUCGAUGCCGGAAGUACUAGUACAAAGGUUCAUGUAUACACGUGGAAACGGAAGGAACAGGAGACAACCGUGCCACAAAUAACGGAAGUGCAAUACCAGAAGUACAAACCAGGAGUUGGAGCCUUUGCAGAUCGUGAACACGAGAUGGGGGAUUACCUCCUACCAAUGUUUGACUUUCUGACGUCAAAUGUUCCCGCUCAAGCCCAUAAUACUACGCCCGUUUUGUUCAUGGCGACUGCAGGUGUGCGGUUAUUACCGGAGUCAGCGGCCCAGUCUAUUUUACGUGGUGUCCACUUGGUAAUGUCCAACUCGAGUCUGAACCCGUUCUUGUACCAGGAGCGGUUUGUACGGAUCCUAUCAGGAGAGGAGGAGGGUUUUCUGGCCUGGAUCUCCGCAAACUAUCUUCAUGGUUUCUUCACCGAUCAUCGGCCACUGGAAGAGAGUUUCGGUAUUAUUGAAGUAGGGGGCGGGUCCUGUCAGGUCGCCUUUAUCCCGGAAGUGCCAAUUUACGAGGACAAAAUGCCGGUUUACAUAGGGGGUCAUACGUAUGAGGUGUAUACUCACAGCUACCUUUCAUACGGAGCACAGACCAUGACGUCACGCAUCCGGAACCACCUAGUGCGCCGGAACAAACACGCCAUUGCCCUGGUGGAUCCGUGUAUGUUGAUUGACGACACAUACAAUCUGAUAGCCGCUGACAAGACUGUAAGGAUUGUAGGCGGAAGCAACGCCUCCGAGUGUCGGAACGUCCUCCGUCAUUAUCUAGACAGAGUUCCAGAGUACAUGUGUUCUCCAAAACCAUGUACCAUCGGGUCCGUGUACGGGCCUCCGGUAGGCAACCGGAAAUUUAUCGCCAUGGGUGUAGUCUAUAAUACCGCGAAGGAGCUGGGGCUGCUGAAACAUGGAGUCACUGAAUUGGUGCCCAGCUUGAUGGAGGCCAGGGCAGAGGAAUUUUGUAAAUUACGGUUGUCCGAGGCCUAUGACCAGUAUGGAGUGGACGAGAGAUGGGCCUCUUCAGACUGUCAGAACGGCCUGUACGCGCCAAUGUUAUUGGAGGCGCUUGGGUUUAAACCGAACUCCACAGACAUACAGACGAAAACAAAAGCCGGAGGAACUAAAAUUGGUAAGGUUGGAGUCUUGGCGCAAUGCUACAAGAAGAAGAACACCAGUAUCGAAGUGACAUCGUGUAAAACUGUAGACUGACUUCAACAAUGUAACUAAGUUAACAUUGGUGUGUCUGGCCUGUACAGUGUUAAUGUUACAUGUAAAAAAAAGUAGGAGAUCGUCAUAAUCAACAGAGGAUUGUAUCAUACGUUUGAGUGUUAUAGUGAUGGUUUACAUACAUCCAAUUUUGACAAUUCAGGAUAUCAAUAUAUGAAAGAUCUCCGUAAAAAUACAUUUCAGAAUUAAAGUUCUUAAUACCUUUUGAUCCAAUAUGGACAAUGGAGCAGAGCAACUUGCUCACAAGUAUAUAUUCUGGUAAGUAAGACAGAGGAAUUCGUGGCAUUUUGCGGAUAAUUCGUGCCAUUGUGAAAUCCCGAUUAGUAAUCUAUCACAAGAUUAAUUGUUCAUUUCAAAUUGUUUUCAACCAAAAUAAAAAUAUAAUUAUGACGUAA
Messenger RNA from Ylistrum balloti, 1813 nucleotides. Its product is annotated as ectonucleoside triphosphate diphosphohydrolase 8-like. The record is from RefSeq and is a predicted model, not a curated record. Gene Ontology annotation, cellular component: membrane. Gene Ontology annotation, biological process: nucleoside diphosphate catabolic process. The transcript has 7 exons. The coding region runs from base 36 to 1400 and encodes 454 amino acids. Gene Ontology annotation, molecular function: GDP phosphatase activity; UDP phosphatase activity. NCBI's taxonomy places the organism in Eukaryota, Metazoa, Mollusca, Bivalvia, Pectinida, Pectinidae.